UUUUUGAUACAUAUUUGAAAAAUAUUAAGUAAAUAAUAAUCGAUUUUUUAUUAUUUCGUGACCAACAAGUGUGUGCUCCAAUCACUCUAUCACAAAAAAAAAAAAAAAAGCUGUAGAAAUGAAUGGAAACUCAAAACAGCCAUGACAUUAUGUCAAAUUACCCUGCCCGUUUACACGCUGCUUUACGGUACUCGAGCCGCCGUUGUCUCGGCAACUCCACUGUGACGUCACCGACACAUUUAAAAAAACAAGUACCCCGGUCCAAAGACGCCUGGCGUUAAAUGGCGGACACAAGUUGUUUUUCGUAACAAACUCCCUCUUCUUCACCUCAGGGAGAUUUUUGUUUUUGACACAGGCCGGAAUGGAGGCGCUCCAAGGGGACGAGAGGAGGGAGGAGACCGACACUGACAAGCCGGGUCCGGAGACGAGGGCCUCGGACGAAGCCAUCGCUUUCAUGUCCGGCAUUGAGCCGGCGGAGCUGCCCAAGUGCGUGUUCACGGACUCCCUGGUGACCGUGUCCGAAGGCGGUCGAGAGUUGGGAAGGUUCCGCGUCUCCAUGGAGUUUGCCCGCAGAGCCCGGCGGCCGUGUAUGCUGCUGCACGCCCAAAGCGAGGGGGCCGUCGACGACUCCCCCUGCGGAACAACCGUGACAGCCUACCUCACUGCUGACCUGGAGGUGCUGGAGGAAGAUUACCACGAGUAUGUCAAGCUGGAGGGUCACGUGGUGGACAAGCGCUGCCGCAUGGUCCAACGAGGGGGGAAGACCAAGAUCGAUAAAGUCACCACAGUUGGAACGGAAGUGACAAAGGAGAGUUUUUCCUUUUCCACGUCGGCCUUGAGAGGGCUCGUGACCGAGGGUUCCAACUUCCUGCUCAUGCGUCUUAUUGCUUUGAGGAGGAAAGUACCGGAGCACUUGGCCUUCAUCUGCUUCGACCAGAAAUUACGCAUCGUCCGCACGACCUUUAGAGAGCUGGAAGAGAAGCAGAUGCAGAUCGGGGAAGAAACUGUGGAGAUAUUCGGGGUGGAGCGGGUCAUUCAUUCUGUGGACGACACCGCUGUGACGUGGCAGUGCUGCUUUCUGCCCGACGGGCAUCUUGCCAGCAGGGUGCAGGUGGGAUGUCCGGUCAUGAUGAAGCUGCUGCAGCUGCCGUCACAGACGGAAGAAGGUAGUGAAGGCGACGCGUCACAAUUAUUGGAAUUGAAUACCGUCUUUUUUUUUAUAUAUUUGUGUGCGUAUGCUUGCGUUGUAGUGUUUGGGAAAAUGCCCCUGGUUUGGGAGGAAGACAUACAGAUGCGCUCCAAGUUCUUGGACAGAAAGGAGGAGCUGAAGGCCGACCACGCUUCAUACCUGACAGAGCAUCCGGAGAUCCGUGCCCUCAUAUCUGACUUCCUGCAGUUCCUGCUCUUGAACAAGCCGGACGACGUCUUCCAAUUCGCCCGAGAGUACUUUCUCCCCUUCGCCCCCCACAGUCCUGCUGACACAAACCUUGACGACUCAUCACAAUGAAGUACCCGCUUCUAAAUAUCACUUUUAUAUCACUUACAGUCUGUAAUCAAAAGUUUACGUACACUUGUGAAGAACAUAAUGUCAUGGCUGUCUUGGGUUUAGAAUCAUUUCUUAUUUUUUUGUGAUAGAUCAGGGGUCAGCAACCUUUUUGAAACCAAGAGCUACUUCUUGGGUACUGAUUAAUGCCAAGGGCUACCAGUUUGAUACACACUUAAAUAAAUUGCCAGAAGUAGCCAAUUUGGUCAAUUUACCUUUAAUAAAUAUCCAUCCAUCCAUUUUCUACCACUUAUUCCCUUUUGGGGUCGCGGGGGGCGCUGGCGCCUAUUUCAGCUACAAUCGGGCGGAAGGCGGGGUACACCCUGGACAAGUCGCCACCUUUAAUAAAUAAAUCUAUAAAUAUAUAUUUAAAAAAUGGGUAUUUCUGUCCGUCAUUCCGUCGUACAUUUUUUUCCUUUCACGGAAGGUUUUUUUGUAGAGAAUAAAUGAUGAAAAAAACACUUAAUUGAAGGGUUUAAAAGAGAAAACAGGAAAAAAAUGCAGAUUAAAUUUUGAAACAAAUUUUAUCUUCAAUUUCGACUCUUUAUAAUUCAAAAUUCAACCGAAAAAAAAUGAAUUAAAAAAAAAAAGCUAAUUCGAAUCUUUUUGAAAAAAAUAAAAAAUAAUUUAUGGAACAUCAUUAGUCAUUUUUCCUGAUUAAGAUUAAUUUUAGAAUUUUAAUGACAUGUUUUAAAUAGGUUAAAAUCCAAUCUGCACUUUUUUUUUUUUUUUAGAAUAUAUAACAAAUUGGACCAAGCUAUAUUUCUAACAAACACAAAUCAUUAUUUCUUCUAGAUUUUCCCGAAAUUUUUUAAAAGAAAUUCAAAAGAUUUUGAAAUAAUAUUUAAAUUUGAUUCUACAGAUUUUCUAGAUUUGCCAGAAUAUUUUUUGGGAAUUUUAAUCAUAAAUUUGAAGAAAUAUUUCACAAAUAUUCUUCGUCGAAAAAACAGAAGCUAAAAUGAAGGAUUUAAUUAAAAUUUAUUUAUUAUUAUUUACAAUAAUAAAAAAAUAAAAUACUUGAACAUUGAUUUAAAUUGUCAGGAAAGAGGAGGAAAGAAUUUAAAAGCUAAAAAGGUAUAUGUGUUUAAAAAUCCUAAAAUCAUUUUUAAGGUUGUAUUUUUUCCUCUAAAAUUGUCUUUCUGAAAGUUAUAAGAAGCAAAGUAAAAAAAAUAAAUGAAUUUAUUUAAACAAGUGAAGACCAAGUCUUUAAAAUAUUUUCUUGGAUUUUCAAAUUCUAUUUGAGUUUUGUCUCUCUUAGAAUUAAAAAUGUCGAGGAAAUCGACACCAACUUGCUCGUAAAUAAAUACAAUUUAAGAAAUAGAGGCAGCUCACUGGUAAGUGCUGCUAUUUGAGCUAUUUUUAGAACAGGCCGGCGGGCGACUCAUCUGGUCCUUACGGGCGUGUUGGUGACCCCUGUGGUAGAGUAAUAGGAGCUCAUACUUGGUCACAAAAAAAAAACAUUCAUGAAGUUUGCUUCUUUUAUGCAUUUAUUAUGGCUCUACUGAAAAUGUGAGCAAAUCUGCUAGGUCAAAAGUACUACCACCACCAUGCUUGACGGUAGGGAUUGUGUUCCUGGGAUUAAAGGCCUCACCUUUUUCUCCUUCAAAUAUAUGUGUUGUGGCCAAACGGCUCAAUUUUUCUUUCAGAACUUUCCUCCAGAAGGUCUUAUCUUUGUCCAUGUGAUGUCAGAUGAAACAAAAAUGGAGUUGUUUGGCCACAAUACCCAAUUAGGCGUUUUCCACCCAAAAGUGCGAUGAAGGCGCGCAGUGACAGACUUAAAUUAAAGGCCUCCUGAAAUGAGAUAUUCUUAUUUAAACGGGGAUAGCAGCUCCAUUCUAUGUGUCAUACUUCAUCAUUUCGCCAUAUUGCCAUAUUUUUGCUGAAAUGAUUUAGUAGAGAACAUCCACGAUAAAGUUCUCAACUUUUGGUCGCUAAUAAAAAAGCCUUGCCUGUACCGGAAGUAGCAGACGAUGUGCGCGUGACAUCACGGGUUGUGGAGCUCCUCACAUCUGAACAUUGUUUACAAUCAUGGCCACCAGCAGCGAGAGUGAUUCGGACCGAGAAAGCGACGGUUUCCCCAUUAAUUUGAGCAAGGAUGAAAGAUUCGUGGAUGAGGAAAGUGAGAGUGAUGGACUAGAAUUUUUUUUUUUUUUAAUAAAUAAAUAAAAACUAGACGCCAGAGCGAUUCAGAUGUUAUUAGACAAAUUUACUAGGACAAUUCUGGAAAAUCCCUUAUCUCCUUAUUGUGUUACUAGUGUUUUAGUGAGAUUAUAUGGUACCUGAAAGUCGGAGGGGUGUGGCCACGGGUGUGGUGACCGCCAGUGUCUCUGAGGGAAGCCGCGUUUCUCGACGAGGCGAAGCGAAGGCAGCCGUUGGGGCCGGGCUGAGCUGUUUUUUUUACCCCUCUCCACGGUGGAAGCAUCCCACGUUCGGGGGCGGCCGGUCGGAGGAGGCAAGAGAGUCCGCAGCUGCCUCUUUAACAGGUGCACAAGAAACGACGCAAGCUCCGCUCAUGUCUACGGUAAGAGCCGACUUAUUACCACAAUUUUCUCACCAAAACCUGCCGGUUGACAUGUGGCAGGGAACCAUGUUCGCUUGACCGCUCUGUUCCAUAGUAAAGCUUCACCGUCAUCUUUUGGGAAUGUAAACAAUGAAACACCGGCUGUGUUUGUGUUGCUAAAGGCAGCCGCAAUACACCGCUUCCCACCUACGGCUUUCUUCUUUGACGUCUCCAUUGUUCAUUGAACAAAUUGCAAAAGAUUCAGCAACACGGAUGUCCAUAAUACUGUGGAAUUAUGCGAUAAAAACAGACGACUUAGGAUGCUUGAACAAAAUGUCCUCUACAAUGCGUGACGUCACAUCAUACCGCAAUUUAUUAAACUAACCCGGCCGGUAGCGGUUUUGACAGGGCUAAGUCUUCGAGUAGUAAAUUUCGCCUUCUUCCUGUAGGGAUUUCAACAUCCACGCUCCAUAAUAUCAUCAAAAGGUACAGAGAAUCUGGAGAAAUCACUCCACGUAAGCGGCAUGACCAGAAACCAACAUUGAAUGACCGUGACCUUUGAUCCCUCAGGCGGCACUGUAUCAAAAACCAACAUCAAUCUCUAAAGGAUAUCACCACAUGGGCUCAGGAACACUUCAGAAAUCCACUGUCACUAAAUACAGUUCAUCGCUACAUCUGUAAGUGCAAGUUAAAGCUCUACUAUGCAAAGCGAAAGCCAUUUAUCAACAACAUCCAGAGAAGCCAGUUGUGGCCAAACAGCCCAACUUUUGUUUCAUCUGACAAAGAUAGACCUGGAGGAAAGUUCUGUGGUCAGAUGAAACAAAAAUGAAGCUGUUUGGCCCCAAUACCCAGCUAUAUGUUUGGAGGAGAAAAGAUGAGGCCUUUAAUCCCAGGAACACUAUUCCUACCGUCAAGCAUGGUGGUGGUCAUAUUAUGCUCUGGGCCUGUUUUGGUGCCAAUGGUACUGCUGCCUUAUAGAGAGUAAAUGGGACAAUGAAAAAGGAGGGUUACCUCCAAACUUGGAAAAAAUAUGAGUUGUAGAAAUGAUUGGAACCUCAAACACAGCCAUGACAUGAUGUUCUUUAGUCUGUUUAUUAUGACUCACUGUUCACAUGAAGCUGUGCUUACACCUAGAAAUUCAAUUUGUAACAGCAACUAAUGAAUUCACACACUUGUUAUCAGUAUUAAAGCUUGUUUUUUGCAGUUUGUUUAUGUCGGUGUACGUACAGGAGGAAGGGGAUUCACAUGGCCCCAUAUGUCGCAGUUUACCCGACACAUGAAACGUGACGAAUUUGGAGCGUGCACUAUUCACUGUAGCUCCAGAUGGCGGUAGGGUCUUGACUUGCUUACAGUGUUUUUUUGUGGCGAUUUUAACUUUGACAACAGCGUCAGUUGCUAUGUAGAGUGGCGCUUUCCUUCAUUUUCAGCAGGCCGCAUUGCAAAAUCUUAUACAUAAUCCAUAAGAAUGGGGCCAUAUGAAUACAUUCUCUACUCUAUUCAAUUGUUUUAUUUAUGAAUAUCGAUUUAAGACUUGACUCACUAUACCGAGAAUUACCUUCUGUUGAGUUUAUUAUAGACGCUCAUUAAUUCCCAACAGUAGGAUACUUCAGGGACAAUAAAAAAUUGGAAUCUGAAACUCCUUUUUUCCCAUUUGUCCCUGAAGUGGAUAUUCAUUUAAAAAUGCAUUUCUAAAACCAGGCAAAAGAGGGCAACCUUUUACAAAAUAUUCUAACUUGGACAAAAGUGUCAGUUGCUAUGUAGAGUGGCGCUUUCCUUCAUUUUCAGCGGACUGCAUUGCAAAAUCUUGCAAAUGAUCCACAAGGAUAAGGCCAAAUUAAUGCCUUCUCUACUGUAUUCAAUUUGUUUUUAAAGAAUAAUAAUUUAAGACUUGACUCACUAUACCUGGAAUUACCUUAUGUAGAAUUUAUUAUAGACCCUCAUUAAUUCACAACAGUAGGAUACUUCAGGGACAUUAAAAAAUUGGAAUCUGAAACUCCUUUUUUUCCCCAUUUGUCCCUGAAGUGGAUGUUGAUUUCAAAAUGCAUUUCUAAAACCUGGCACUAGAGGGCAACAUUUUACAAAAUGUUCUAACUUUCACAAUGUAGAGUGGCCCUUUCCUUCAUUUUCAGCAAACUGCAUUGCAAAAUCGUACACAUGAUCCACAAGGAUGAGGCCAAAUUAAUGCCUUCCCUACUGUAUUAAAUUUAAAAUGUUUUUUUAAUGAAUAUUCCUUUUAAAAACUUGACUCAACUUAUUUUACCGGAAAUUACCUGUUUUUAACUUUAUCAUAGACCCUCAUUAAUUCCCAACAGUAGGAUACUUCAGGGACAAUAAAAAAUUGGAAUCUGAAACUCCUUUUUUCCCAUUUGUCCCUGAAGUGGAUAUUCAUUUAAAAAUGCAUUUCUAAAACCAGGCAAAAGAGGGCAGCCUUUUACAAAAUAUUCUAACUUGGACAAAAGUGUCAGUUGCUAUGUAGAGUGGCGCUUUCCUUCAUUUUCAGCGGACUGCAUUGCAAAAUCUUGCAAAUGAUCCACAAGGAUAAGGCCAAAUUAAUGCCUUCUCUACUGUAUUCAAUUUGUUUUUAAAGAAUAAUAAUUUAAGACUUGACUCACUAUACCUGGAAUUACCUUAUGUAGAAUUUAUUAUAGACCCUCAUUAAUUCACAACAGUAGGAUACUUCAUGGACAUUAAAAAAUUGGAAUCUGAAACUCCUUUUUUUCCCAUUUGUCCCUGAAGUGGAUGUUGAUUUCAAAAUGCAUUUCUAAAACCUGGCACUAGAGGGCAACAUUUUACAAAAUGUUCUAACUUUCACAAUGUAGAGUGGCCCUUUCCUUCAUUUUCAGCAAACUGCAUUGCAAAAUCGUACACAUGAUCCACAAGGAUGAGGCCAAAUUAAUGCCUUCCCUACUGUAUUAAAUUUAAAAUGUUUUUUUAAUGAAUAUUCCUUUUAAAAACUUGACUCAACUUAUUUUACCGGAAAUUACCUGUUUUUAACUUUAUCAUAGACCCUCAUUAAUUCCCAAAAGCAGGAUACUUCAGGGACAUUAAAAAACUGGAAUCUGAAACUCCUUUUUUUCCCCAUUUGUCCCUGAAGUGGAUUUUGAUUUCAAAACACAAUUCUAAAACCUGGCACAAGAGGGCAAACUUUUACAAAAUGUUCUAACUUUCACAACCACGUCAGUCUCUAUGUAGAGGGGCGCUUUCCUUCAUUUUCAGCGGACUGCAUUGCAAAUUCUUACACAUGAUCCACAAAAAUGGGGCCAUAUGAAUACCUUCCCUACUGUAUUCAGUUUGUAAUAUUUUUUUAUGAAUAUUAAUUUUAAGACUUUACUCACUAUAACUUAACCGGAAAUGACCUGUUUUUAACUUUAUUAUAGACCCUCAUAGGCUACUUCAGGGACGUAUACAUAAAUUGGAAUCUGAACCCUGUUUUUUUUCCAUUUGUCCCUGAAGUGGAUGUUCAUUUCAAAACGCAUUUCUAAAACCUGACACUAGAGGGCAACAUUUUACAAAAUAUACCAACUUGUACAUGUAAAUGUGUUUUCAAAAAAUAAAAUGAUGAUAUUCACCGGA
Messenger RNA from Nerophis ophidion (straightnose pipefish), 7616 nucleotides. It is a transcript of the gene catip, whose product is annotated as ciliogenesis associated TTC17 interacting protein. The transcript has 8 exons. The record is from RefSeq and is a predicted model, not a curated record. The coding region runs from base 362 to 1507 and encodes 381 amino acids. Gene Ontology annotation, biological process: cilium organization; actin filament polymerization. Lineage: Eukaryota; Metazoa; Chordata; Actinopteri; Syngnathiformes; Syngnathidae.